UCGUGAGCAGGAAGAGGGAAACGAAAGCAGCAGAGAGACCGAGGGGGGCCCGACGUAUUUAAACACGAUGCCGCUGCUGCCGCUGCCGCACAAUAACGGUGAGCGCGGCUUCACACGGAGGAGCGCGUCCAAACACGCACGGACACGCAGAUCCACGCAUGUAACCAUUUGAUCGGGAUUGAUGGUGUUUUAAAGAGCGCACAGUCAGUCAAAGUCGCUGCAGGAUGGUGAAAUAUACUCGAGAUGACAUGGAAGUGUCACGGCGGGUUAUUGCCUCAGGAAAUGAUGACAGUGUCCUCCAUCGUCGCUUAGCUGCUUAGAGGGGGAAUUUCUUGUCUUGCGGCCAUUUCCACAGGAUUUACCCACCGAUUAACUAAACACGCAAACAGCUUAAAUUGGGGUGUAACUGUGGCUCGGAGGCUGUGGGAGCAGGUGCUGCGCGUAUUGGCUUCAGGCAGCCGCACAUGUAAGCACUGAGCCGGCUGUGAAAUCAAACCUGGAUCAGACUGGACAUCAUAUUUUAGAUAUGACAUCCACUAUAGAGAGGAAGACGCUGGAAGCCAAUGAGGAGCCGGUGGAUGAGGUCCUGCAGAUGCCACCGUCUCUGCUGACGUGCGGUGGGUGUCAGCAGAGCAUCGGGGACAGAUUCUUCCUAAAGGCCAUUGAGCAGUACUGGCAUGAGGACUGCCUGAGCUGUGACCUGUGUGGUUGUCGGCUUGGGGAGGUGGGCCGCCGGCUCUACUACAAGCUGGGAAGGAAAUUAUGUCGGAGAGACUACCUCAGGCUUUUCGGCCAGGACGGUCUCUGUGCUUCCUGUGAGAAGAGGAUUCGAGCAUUUGAGAUGACGAUGCGCGUGCGGGACAAGGUCUACCAUCUGGAGUGCUUCAAGUGUGCUGCCUGCCAGAAGCACUUCUGCGUGGGUGACCGCUACCUGCUCAUCAACUCAGACAUUGUGUGCGAGCAGGACAUCUUUGAGUGGACCAAAAUCAACAAUAACAACAUGGUUUAGGAGUGUCAGCCUGUGUGGCUUCAAAUGAAAGGAACAGACUUUUUUUAGAGCGUGCAGGUUUUAUCAUGCACCUGACAUUCAUAUGGAUUCAUUUGAACACAAAAGGAAAGGCAACAUCUCUGCGAUGCUCCCUGCUGGGGACUAAUGAAGACCACCAGCAACAACACGAAGCUUUUCAUCUAAAGCUUUAUCCUUAAAUGCAAAAAAAUACUUAAAACACUGAAAAUAAAUAAAGAUGCAAUAAUAGUCGUUUGUUAUACAACACUGGGAUUUUAGAAUUUUAGCAAUGAACAAAAACAAAAAGUCUUUUCUGUAGUCAAACAUUGUUUCAUCAGCUCAGUCUGGUCUGAAAUCUUCAGUAAUAUUUCAGUAUAUUUUAUGGGUAUGAGUUUUCUGGGAAGAACAAUGUAAUUUGGUAAUAAUUAUAGCGAAGGCUUCCAUUUAAACCCAGGUAAAUAUAUUCAUAUUAAGCCUGCCUGCGGACAAAUUUCACAUUUGCAUGUUCAGCUUACCUGCUGCACUGACCGAAAGAGUUGAACAGUGUCUCUAUUAUCAACAUGAAAUGUAUGAAAUGACUUUGUUUUCUCCAGGGAAACCUACCUAGGAAAUUGGUUUGGAAAUUACAGACCCGUAAAAUAAAUUAUUACCAGACUUUGAUGUUAUAAAUGGAAUACAGUGUCUAUUUUGGAAAGUCAAUGAUUGUACUGUAUUGCCAGGUUAACCUGCUGGCGCCCUCUAGUGAUCUAGGGAAACCAAUGCAAUACUAAUUUUACUCACUAUGGAGAUGUUUCCAGUGUUUCUUUUGUAACUGUUACAACUCUCUGGACAUGCAGCCAAGACUUUUUGAAUAUUUACUUGUCGAUUUAUGAAAUAAAUUACAAUUGAGAGAAACAUUGA
This is a messenger RNA of Larimichthys crocea (large yellow croaker), 1906 nucleotides long. It is a transcript of the gene lmo2, whose product is annotated as LIM domain only 2 (rhombotin-like 1). Gene Ontology annotation, cellular component: nucleus. The transcript is spliced from 3 exons. Gene Ontology annotation, molecular function: DNA-binding transcription factor binding; transcription coactivator activity. Gene Ontology annotation, biological process: positive regulation of transcription by RNA polymerase II. The record is from RefSeq and is a predicted model, not a curated record. Bases 527 to 1009 code for a protein of 160 amino acids. NCBI's taxonomy places the organism in Eukaryota, Metazoa, Chordata, Actinopteri, Sciaenidae.